Messenger RNA from Folsomia candida, 2282 nucleotides. Its product is annotated as alpha-tubulin N-acetyltransferase. Gene Ontology annotation, cellular component: microtubule. The record is from RefSeq and is a predicted model, not a curated record. The transcript has 6 exons. Gene Ontology annotation, biological process: alpha-tubulin acetylation. Gene Ontology annotation, molecular function: tubulin N-acetyltransferase activity. Lineage: Eukaryota; Metazoa; Arthropoda; Collembola; Entomobryomorpha; Isotomidae. Bases 157 to 1305 code for a protein of 382 amino acids.
AUCAUCCCAGUUCAGUCAGCCAGUUGCAUUUCUCUCUCUCGCAUCAGCCCGCAUCUUUCUUCCAUCAAAAUAAUAAUAAUCAAUAAUUAACUAAUUAUUCUCGAGUGUCUAACUGCUGCUGUGAUUUAAUUGUUCACUAAAUAAAUUUCUACCAUUAUGGAGUACGCAUUCCAACUCUCAGAGUUGUUUCCGGAAGAAAUCACCGUCAUAGGGAAUGAUCUUAUUCCGAUCGGAUGUCCCAUGUUGAAUCAACUGGGGCCAAAGAUUGUUCGGGAACGCGUUUCUGAAAUUUUGGAUACGAUGGGUCGUGCCUCUGCAGAAGCACAAUCUCUCCACAGUAUAAUCACGAAUGCAGAGAAGCUAAAAUCCGGAGAGAACAAACUCUACAUGUUUUGUGAUUUCGUCUCGAAUCGUGCCGUCGGACUGUUGAAGAUCGGGAAGAAGAAGCUUUUCCUUUUCGACGACGCCGGAACGCAGCAUGAACUCAACCCGUUUUGCAUUUUGGAUUUUUACAUCCACGAAUCCAGGCAGCGACAGGGCGCAGGAAAGUACCUGUUUGACCACAUGUUGAGAGAGGAGGGCAUCCCGGUCCAGCAUUUCGCGAUUGAUCGGCCAUCCGACAAGUUCGUCUACUUUCUUCGCAAGCAUUACGGAUGCACCAAAGUGCUCCCACAAGUCAAUAAUUUUGUCUUGUUUGAUGGAUUCUUCACUGACCGUGCAGAUUAUCAAGGGAAGAAGAAGCGAUGGGAAGGACUCGAUCAAACCGCCGACAUUCGUCACGUCGCACACCCGAAGGACAAAGCCUCCCGAAUGGAAGACUCCCUCACGUACAACGUCGAACCCUUGAUUCAUCUCCGCAAUGGGGCCCAGCUCCCCCCAAAUUACACGCAACGGCGCCACAUCAACUCGAUCGGAGACAUUCUCCAGCCAAACCAUGGCGGCGUGAAUCAACCCGUGAAUCAUCACCAUCACGGAAAUGGAACCACCGGAAACGGUGCCAACGGAAAUGGACAUCAUCACGUUGAUCAUCACGAUUUUAUACGUCCUUCCUCGACACGUGGCAGUAGCGUUGCCGGUGACCGUUUUGACCUUCAGGUCAUCGAUACCGCGGCGGUGGGAGAUUUGGAAUAUGACCAGUUACGCCGACAACCGCGCCGCAUUUCGCGUCUCACUUCGCUCAACGCGUCCGAUAUUGAGAUUCAUUACCAAUUCAACGUUCAGAACAUGAGGUCCGAACAGUUCCAAAAGUUGAGGACGUCCUCACGAAAUCAUGGCGUUGAUCAGGGGCACGAAGCGUUGUGGUGAAAAUAUUAUGUGAAAAUGCUGCAAUUAAUUAUUAAGACCAUAAAAUUUAAGAAAAUUUAAAUUUUAAAUUAACGAAACCUAAUAAUUUAUUUUGAUUUCAUGUUUGAAUUAAAUGCGACAUUUAACCCCUGAAUUCGAUAAUGUUCUAUUUUUUAUGUGAGAACAAAACCGUAAUUAAUUGCAGUUAGUUAAUUAAUUAAUUACCAAUUACACACCAAUUCGCUGAUUCGUCAUAAAAUGACGUACCGUAAAAUAUAAAUUUUUAUAAAAAAUAUACUGGUUUUCAAGCUAUGCAAAUAUGAAUUCGUGUACAUUGCUAAAAAAUAAUUUAGAAAAGUUUGUUUAAGUAAAAAAAAUAGUACCACUUUAAUAAUAAAAUGUAAGAUUAUUUAAAUCCCAUCAAUGAAUUUUGCGGUGCAUAAGUACUUAUCAAUUCGCAAAACGGAAAUUUAGCUAAGUUUUUACCCUCAAAAUUGAGACUCGUUACCAAUUUAACGUGCAGAACAUGAGGUCCGAACAGAUCCAAAAGUUGAGGACGUCUUCGCGAAAUCAUGGCGUUGAUCAGGGGCACGAAGCGUUGUGGUGAAUAUGAAAAUUUCCCAAAAUAAUAUUUAAUAAUGCUGCUACAAUUAAUUAUAAAAACCAUAAAAUUUAAGGAAAUUUAAAAGUAAAACAUAAUAAUUUUAAGUUAUUUAGAUUUCAUGUUUGAAUUAAAUGCGACCCUUAAUCCUUGAAUUUGAUGAAGUUUGUCGCGCUAGCGUUUGAUUUUUAUGCAAAAAGGACGCCAAUUACACGCCAAUUCGAUUUAAAAAAAUUCGCUGAUUAUGAUCGAUAACUAGGACGUCUUCGCGAAAUCAUGGCGCUGAAGGGACAUGAAGCGUUGUGGUGAAGGUGAAAAUAUUACGAUGAAAAUUUCCAAAAAUACUAUUUCAUAAUGCUGCAAUUAAAUAUAAAUCAUAAUUAAAUUACCAUAAAAU